Gambusia affinis (western mosquitofish) is the source of this 4365-nucleotide messenger RNA. RefSeq names its product cAMP-regulated D2 protein. The record is from RefSeq and is a predicted model, not a curated record. The coding region runs from base 893 to 2692 and encodes 599 amino acids. Gene Ontology annotation, molecular function: cholinesterase activity. The transcript has 9 exons. Lineage: Eukaryota; Metazoa; Chordata; Actinopteri; Cyprinodontiformes; Poeciliidae.
CAGUUAUGUUUGUCAGUUUGUCUGUUGUAUUAGCCUGUUUGUCAGUUAUGUUUGCCAAUUUGUUAGUUUGUUUAUUAGCUGUUUCCAUGACAACAUGGCCGUUAUUUUCUGUGAAGCACUAGAGGGUGCUAUUUAGUAAUUUAAUAAUUAAUUUUGAUUGCUAUCUGUAUUUAUUUUUCUAGAUUGUUUCAUUUAUAAAAGAAAGAUGAAAUUGUAUAAAAUUCAUAUUAAAGAUGUAUUAUUAAUUAUAACCACUAUACGAUCACAUGUUAGAAAAAAUUUAUUUUUAAGCUUCAUUGUAAUAAUUGUUUGUGCCACAGACAGUUUUGCACUCUUAUGUGAGGACAGGUGGACCAGUAAGGGAGGCUAACAGGAUGUUUUUGUCAACCACUCAUUGCAGAUGACCCCAUGUGACCUCGCAGAUUUUCCAGUUUUGUGUUGUGCUACAGGAGACCAAUAGAUGGCACUGUGUACUUUACUGCAAUUUCACUUAAAGCUACAGUAAAAGAAUCCCCCCCACACACACCAAAAAAGAUAUCCAUGAAAUAAAAUGUAUCUCACUGAAACAAAAACAGACUUCCUAACCUUGUUUUGUUCCACAUAAAUCCAGAAUAUUCCCUUUACCUUGGAUGUAUGACUGUGAUUAGCCUGGAGUCAGCAAAUGAAAGGCCAGUGGUCUUCUAUUAGUGGUCUUGGAUUCCAUUUGUUCAGAGUUAAUUCAGCGGUCAGAGAAGGCACCUUUUGUCUAAAACAGAACCAGGCAAAUUAUAGUCAGGCGCUGCCUGUGAAGAGCUCGAGGGUCUCCUCUGCCUCAUCUCAUAAUUCAAGUCAAACCAUGAUCUAGGCAGCGAGCCGUCCAGAGCUAUAAGAAGCUAUAAGAAGUGGUGCGAUUAUGGAGAGCCGGCAGUGUCUGCUGCUGCUGCUGACUGCAGUUACUUUAAGGCCUUGCCCUGGAGAGCCGAGGGGAAAUGAUGAUGGCGUUGACCCCAUCGGCCUUCUGAGAAAUAUUUAUGGCAGACUGCUGGUGAGGGCCGAGCCGUUCGUCGGGGACUCUGAGCUUAAAGAGCUGAGACGCCCAGCGGACCCUGCAGUCACACAGCAAGCUGAGGGCAGAACCGGCGCUGAUGGGCCGGUGGCGUUUACCAAAAACGGGCAGAUUAAGGGCGUUACUGUGGACAAGGCCCACGUAUUCUACGGGGUGCGCUAUGCAGACCCUCCAGUCGGUGCCUACCGCUGGAAACCCCCGAGACCUGUGAGCCCGUGGUCUGGGGUCUACGAUGCGUCGUUCCCUCGGCCGGCGUGCAUGCAGGUCUGCAGUGGAUCCUCGGAGUGUCCUAAGAAGGUCAGCGAGGACUGCCUCUACCUCAACAUCUUCGUGCCUCUGGAUCUCAACUUCACCUCCCCUCUGUGGCGCCCCCUGCCUGUCAUGGUGUGGAUCCACGGGGGUGACUUCAUAGCCGGCUCGGCCUCCAAGCCCGUGUUUGACGGACGCUUCAUCAGCAACUUCACACGCACGGUGGUUGUGAACGUGGAAUACCGACUAGGGGCGUUUGGAUUCCUGGUGUCGGGUAAAGAUCCACUGUCCUCCGCUACGGGGAAUUACGGCAUCCUGGACCAGCAGGCGGCGCUCUUCUGGGUGCAGCAGAACAUCGCAGCGUUUGGGGGCGACCCUAGCAAGGUCACGGUAUUUGGAGAGAGUGCCGGCGCUCAGUCGGUGAGUCUUCACUUGACGAUCCACAGCAGCAGACCUCUGUUCAAACAGGCCGUCCUGCAGAGUUUGCCCUUUUCCAUCCCACUCAAGAGCAGACACGACGCCCUGAGGCUGGGGAAAGACUUUGCUAAAGAGACCAACUGCUCGGCGAGCGACUUCGUCUGCCUGCUGUCUCUCGCUCCGCAGGCCGUCCUGGCCGCGCAGAUGAAAACAAGCUCUAAGGUCGUGAACCCGUUCAGGUUCCUGGAGGUUUUCGAGACGUGGGGCCCGCACAUCGACGGAGAGCUGAUUAAAGAGCAGGCCAUCACCGCCUUCCAGAAGGGCGACUGGCAAAAAGAGAAGGCGUUGCUGCUCGGAACGACCUCUGAAGAGGCGGUGCUGUUUGUUUACGGCGUCUUCGGCAAGCCAGUGUCCGUUGUGGAGGCCACCGUGUACGUCGCAGCCAUCUUUAAGCAGCACUCUCUGAGGAUCCUACACAAAUACCUGCCGCUCUACAGGGAGGCUGACCGCAGAAACAUGCUAACACAGAUCAUCACCGAUUACGUCUUCCUGUGUCCGUCCAGGAGGUCGGCGCGUGACGGAACAACUGCUGGCAGUCACGUAUGGAUGUACGUGUUUGACCAUGUGGCCUCAGACCGCAGCGUCUGGUCCGGUCUCACAUUCUGCUACGAGCACGUCUGCCACGGGGCGGAGCUGCCCUUUCUCUUCGACUCUGCCCCGGUGGCCAACUACUCCCUGACCCUGCCUGAAAAGCUCCUGUCUAACCGGAUGCUGUGCUACUGGGGGGCUUUCGCACACACUGGUGACCCAUCCUCAAGGGUUGAGCAGACGGUUUUCUGUCGCGAGCAACGUCUUCCCGUUUGGCCACGCUAUUCUGACACCAGUGGCUGGCUCGUCAUGAACCUGACGGUGCGGUUGCAUGCGCAAGUCGGAACCAGAAACCAUAUAUGUGACUUCUGGGACCAGCUGGGCAUCUACUAGCUGGUUCCAGCUGGUUAGAGAGAUUAGGUUGGGUCUCGAUGAACAGCAUUGCCAAGUUUUACAACUUAGGAAAGAAGUCAAGAAACUAAACUUGUUCAAUAAUGAUAUACAAACCUAUUUUAUCGUCUCUGCCGAAGAUUUUGAUAGUGGAAAUCACAUGAACAAGAGAGAAGAACAACACAAAGAACUUCUAGAAAUCUGUACAAAUGAGCAGGGAUGCCAUUUGUGUCAUAAUGUGUGGUGUGCCAUGCUAACUUGACCCUACCAUGCUCAAGUCAACAUACAAUAUGUUAUAAAAUAGUCAAGUAAUUUUAUGCAACGACAGUAGUAACCAUGCAAUGAUUCUUUCUAUGCAAUAAAACAUUGUCAAAAUAAGGCUUGACAAACAAGAAGUUACAGACCUUUAAAAGUAAAAUUAUUACCCAUGGCUUGAGAUCGAGGAAAGUGUUUGUAAACCUUGUCGCCCUAUAAAUAUGCUAAAUAAACAAAACAGAGAACUGCCACUUAUGGUCAAAGAUAAUUUUUUAAUUACUAAUACAAUUAAGGCAUGGGGCAUUUUGAGGACAAUGUUUGGUCAGAACAAAAAUUUUUCAUCUCUGACAACACUGGUAGACAAUCCAGAUCUGACAGUAGAGGGCGCUGGACCUGAUCUCAGGUCUUGGCAAGAGGCUGGCAUUACCAGAAUACACGAUCUAUGGAAUAACGGAAACUUCAAGACAUUUGAGGACUUAAGAACACAAUAUAACAUUGUCUCCAGGGACUUUUAUAAAUAUCUUCAAGUAAGGCACUAUGUUAAGGCCAAAAUGGACUCACUUGAUCUCCCAGGGGAUUAUUGUUUACUUGAAAACAGUAUUCUUGAUUGUCAUAAACGUCGGAGGUUUGUGUCAAGAUUCUAUGCUAAACUACAAGCCCUAAGGAAAGAUAAUAUGAAUAAUUUGAGAUCAACCUGGAACACAACUCUGAAAAGUCCAAUUGAUUCAGAGGCAUGGGAAGACAUUUUGACUCUGCCUUCUAGAAUCUCAGUAUGCAACCAUUACAAAGAAAUGCAGUAUAAUAUUUUACAUAAUGUAUACAUAUCUCCAUAUAUAUAUAUAGCAAGUACACACCAGGAAGUCCUCCAAAUUGUCCCAAAUGUAAAAUAUUUACAGGGACUAGAAUUCACUGUUUAUGGGAGUGUAAAAUUAUAGAGGCAUUCUGGCGAGCAGUAUGUCGAGAAAUUAGCUCUGCUAUAGGACAAACACGUCUCCCUAGUCCAGUCAUGUGUCUCCUUGGGUUCAUACCCAGUCAUCUGGACACUCACAAAGAAACUGUGCAAUUUCUAUUGAUGUUGCCCAGAAAAUCAAUAAUGCUUAAAUAGGUUGGUUCUGAUGCCCCUUCGAUCCAGCUAUGGAAAAAUUUGCUUUCUGAAGUUAUUGUAUUAGAAAGAUUGAGAUAUUGCAUGAAUGGAAAAUUUUAUGCUUUUAAAAAAAGAUGGGAACGUAUUCUUGAAUACUUCAAAAUUUCAAAAAUGAAAAACCAGUAAUGUGAAUCUGAAUGACGUGUAUGUAUAAAUUGGUUAUGUUUCUCAUAUGAAGCUGUAAUGUAUGCAUAUGCCUCCGAUUUUGAUUUUGUCUUGUUUUCUGUAUCUGUGCUGUAUAAGUUUUGCCCUGUUAUUGUUUUUUUUUCCUUUUCUG